AUGAUCGAAGUUGUUCCUUUUUACCAUUUACUCGUCAAGACCAUAUUUGCCGAAGUCGGCGAUGAUAACCCUGAGGCGGUUAUAUCAACGACAGUCGUGGCCUAUGCGCUGUCAAGCAUCUUCAUCGGUCUUGCGUUUCUCCUCCUAGGUUGGCUGCGCUUGGGCAAGCUAAUCGAGUUCUUCCCGCGACACAUCCUUGUUGGCUGCAUCGGGGGGGUGGGCGUGUUUCUCAUCGAGACCGGUCUCGAAGUUUCCGGUCGUCUCCAAGCGGAGGACGGUUUCCAAUGGAACAUCAAGACGUUGCGGUACUUCUUGCAGUCGUGGCACAUGGUGGCACUGUGGCUGCUGCCUUUUACCUUUGCUGUGCUUCUGCGCUUCAUCACGCACCAGUUCCAUCACCCGCUCAUCUUCCCAACAUACUUUAUGUUCAUCCCGAUCGUGUUCUACAUCAUCACGGCCGGGAUCUUGCGUAUCGAUCUUGCUAAGCUGCGCGCUGACGGCUGGGUGUUCGACAUUGGCCGCGCGGCCGAAGCGCCCUUCUACCGCUUCUACACGUACAUCGAUUUCCGGCAGACCAGCUUCAAAGCACUAGUUGCAACGAUCCCGACGCAGCUUGCUUUGACCUUCUUUGGCAUUUUGCAUGUCCCUCUGAAUGUGCCGGCGCUCGGGAUCAGCGUCGGGGAGGACAACGUGGACACGGAUAGGGAACUCAUCGGGCACGGGAUCAGCAACCUCGCUGCCGGAGUCUUCUUCUCAGGCCCGAACUACAUCACCUACGUCAACUCGCUGCUGUUCUACCGUGUUGGCGGAGGCUCAAGGUUGAGUGGGCUGAUGUUGGCAGCAGGAACCAUAGUCAUCCUCAUGGCUGGACCUGCUAGCAUUGGCUACUUGCCGGUGAUGAUCGUCGGUGCCCUCAUCUUUGUCUUGGGCAUCGACCUGGUCAAAGAGGCCCUCUGGGACACGAUCGGGCGCGUCAAUCAUUGGGAAUACUUCACCAUUUGCAUUAUCAUCAUUGUGAUGACCUUGUGGGAUUUUGUGGUCGGUAUCCUUGCAGGCAUUAUUCUGGCGUGUCUGUUCUUCGUCGUACAGAACUCGCGCCGCAAGACAGUGCGUGCCAUCUUUGACGGCAGCAUUGCACGCAGCACUGUCCGCCGACACCCCACUCAGCGCCGAUUCCUCGACGUCGUGGGAACGCAAACGCAGAUCCUCAAGUUACAGGGGUUCCUCUUCUUUGGCACGAUCAAUGGCGUCGAACAGCUCAUUCGCCGGGCUCUCGACAUUUCAGCGUGGCAUCAGCAUCCGAUGCGCUUCCUCAUCGUCGAUUUCUCCCUCGUAAGCGGUGUCGAUUUCUCGGCAGCCGAAGCUUUCACUCGCAUUCAGCGCCUGCUCGACGCAAAGGGUGUGGUUCUCAUAUUCUGCGGCGUCACACCCGAGAGCGAUAUUGGCAUCGCGCUGCGCAGCGUUGGCAUGUGGGCAGACCAAGGCGUUCGGCUCGAGGUAUUUGCGCACCUCAACUCUGCACUCGAGUGGACUGAGAAUGAGUACAUCCGCGGCAUGUACACCUCGAGUCUCGCCAUAGGCAAGACGCUUGGCCACGCAUACCUCGCGACGGCCGGCGCACUCAGCAUGCCAGGGCAACAGCGGGAACCCGCUUUCGUUCUGGAUGAGCAGUUCGAAAACUCCCCUAGGCAGCAGCACAUUCACGAGGCCGCGCGAACCGCCAUGAACCACCUUCCUUCGAUCGACAUGGUCAGUCUUCCGCCGGAGUCAGUGCCGCAUCUCGCCGCCGAGGCGCAAGUCCAGCCAGCGCAGAAAUCCGGAGCGCAGCGGGACCCGACGAAGCAGCCUCUCCUGCUUCUCCUAGCGACAUUUCGCGAGUAUGCAGAGCCUGAGCUCGACGCUACCUACUUUGCGCACCUGGUUGGCUACUUUGAGCGUGUUCCACUACCGCAGGGCCAGACCCUGUGGCAGGCGGGCGAUGAGCCUGACGGGCUGUACGUCAUCGAGUCGGGCAUCCUCAAAGCCAAGUACGACUUUGUGCAGGAGAACUUCGACCUUUCCGAAUCCAUGCUGGCGGGCACGAUCGCCGGUGAGCUCACGUUCCUGUCCAAGCAAAAGCGUAACACGGUCGUGCAUGCCGAAACGGAGUGCGUGCUGUGGCGCUUGGACGGCGAGUCGCUGUCGCGCUUGGAAAAGGAACAGCCUGAUGUGUUUAGCACGUUCUUCAAGAUCCUCCUUCGCGUCACGGGUGAUGAGCAGCACUCUUUGAUGAGCUACCUCGUUUCCCGCCUCACUUGA
Molecule: messenger RNA, 2298 nt
Organism: Tilletiaria anomala UBC 951
Lineage: Eukaryota; Fungi; Basidiomycota; Exobasidiomycetes; Georgefischeriales; Tilletiariaceae
Exons: 4
Coding region: 1-2298 (765 amino acids)
Cellular component (GO): membrane
Source: RefSeq, a predicted model, not a curated record